This is a messenger RNA of Radiomyces spectabilis, 992 nucleotides long. Its product is annotated as glycoside hydrolase superfamily. The record is from RefSeq and is a predicted model, not a curated record. The coding region runs from base 87 to 935 and encodes 282 amino acids. Gene Ontology annotation, molecular function: hydrolase activity, hydrolyzing O-glycosyl compounds. NCBI's taxonomy places the organism in Eukaryota, Fungi, Mucoromycota, Mucoromycetes, Mucorales, Radiomycetaceae. Gene Ontology annotation, biological process: carbohydrate metabolic process. The transcript has 3 exons.
UUUUUUUUUUUUUUUUGGGUGGUCUUUUCUUUGUUAUUGUUUCUAUUGCAGUUUAAACUGUCAUCGAUCUAAAAACAGAUUGAAUUAUGUGGAAUUUCAUUUUGUUGCUCUGUGCGUUUACGCCAUUGGCCUUGGCGGCCUUGCCCUUCUAUGGGCUCAACUACGGUAUGAAUACUGUCAACUGCCCGUCGCUGGAAGAUGUGAAGCGCGAUUUUCAAGCCUUGAAGCCUUACACGAACCGUGUUCGUAUCUUUACUCUGGUUGCCUGUCAACAAGGUGAUCUCGUUUUGCGAGCCACCCAAGAGCUUGGUAUGCGGGCUUACCUUGGCAUGUGGGUGAGCGGCGACCCCAACGUGUAUGAAAAGGAAUUGGAGGCCCUCAAAUCGUUGGUCAAUACACAUGAUUUGAGCAACGUCGAUGGUAUCAUUGUUGGGUCGGAAGCCCUUUACCGUAAUGAAACCACCCCUCAACAAAUGGUCAACUAUAUUUCGCGUACCCAGGAGUUGGUUCAUCCAAAGAAAAUUCCUGUGGCUACCGCGGAUGUCUAUUACAAGUUUCCUCCCGAAGUGGUGAAACAGAUCGAUUUCCUCAUGAUGAACGCAUUUCCUUACUGGGAAGGUGUCACCGUUGACCAAGGCGCGACCAAACUCAUAGAGCACUAUGACUCCUUGGUCUCGGAAGCUCAAGGUAAACAGGUCCGUAUUUCGGAAACUGGAUGGCCUACCUCCGGACCCAACUUUGGUGAGUCAGUGCCAUCGCCUCAAAAUCAAGCCACAUAUCUGCGUGAUGUGCUUGAAAAAGUACGAGCACGCAAUAUUGAUAUGAUUUGGUUCGCUGCCAUCGAUGAACCUUACAAGGGAGGCAUUGAAAGUGCAUGGGGAAUUUUGGAUGCCAAUCGUCACCUCAAGCCGGAUUUGAAGCCCAUCCUUUCAUAAAAGCUUAAAGUCGAAGGUCCUUUGACGUUGCAUCGUCAAAGACCAAAACGAUCCUCG